Messenger RNA from Cladophialophora immunda, 2301 nucleotides. RefSeq lists its product as uncharacterized. NCBI's taxonomy places the organism in Eukaryota, Fungi, Ascomycota, Eurotiomycetes, Chaetothyriales, Herpotrichiellaceae. The transcript has a single exon. Gene Ontology annotation, molecular function: DNA replication origin binding; single-stranded DNA binding. Bases 93 to 1949 code for a protein of 618 amino acids. Gene Ontology annotation, biological process: mitotic DNA replication preinitiation complex assembly; double-strand break repair via break-induced replication; DNA replication. Gene Ontology annotation, cellular component: DNA replication preinitiation complex. The record is from RefSeq and is a predicted model, not a curated record.
CAUCUAUCGCACUCCGCAUUCCUGUCGAGUAGGCUCUCCACGACUGACAGAAUGGCACGGCGCUGACCCUACGAAGAAUCUUUGGAGCUAUUAUGGACACAUCGACUCCUUUGCUUGACACACCCAAACGAGCAUCUCUGCAGUCUCAAGCAGACGCACUUCGUGUCGACCUUAAAGAAUACGAACGAACCUUUGCUGCGAGGAAUGGCGGUCGCAAGCCUGGCAAGGGUGACAUAAAAGCCGACGCAGUUAUUGCGGCGAGGUACAAAGAGUAUAACCGAGUACGCGAUGUGCUUGCGGGGAAACGCGGCAUUGAUGCAUUGAACACACCACGCCUACAUCAGAAUACUCGAAGGCACGGACGAUCAGACAGUGCGAUCAGUCUGACUCCUCAUCGAGGCCGAAAGAGCUUUUCUCCUUCGAGGUCAUUAUGGCAUCCCAACGACAUCGAUCCUUACGACCCACCUUUAUCCAUAUCACCAAAAGUCAUACCGAAGGCCAUUGGGCCAACUCCGCGACGAGAUGGAACUGUGCUGGGCAUAUUCGAUCUGCUUCCUAAUUCGGGAUCAAAGAAAAGCGUCGAGAGCACACCCGGGAGCAGAAAGAGGAAGAUCGACGCGCUCUUUGAUGGUCCUGGCGAGGACGGAUCGCGACAGUUACCAGCGGCUCAAACCCCAAGCCAGAAACCCAGGAAAGCCCGCGAUAAUGGCCAUCUUGGUCUUCAGGCCACUACGCCUUCAACAAGACUCUCAGCUGCUCAGCGCCUACAUUCCAAAACCCCGAUAAGCGAAGGCAAGAAAUUCAUGCUUGAUCAUUUCUUCGCAACCCCCAGUGCUGUCAGAUUUGCGACCAUGAUCAGUGGCGAUGAUGAUACCAAUCCUCCAAUCCAGAGCAAGACUCCGCUUCGUGAUUUUGUCCUCAAGGUUUCUCCUGCAAAAGACACUGAGACGGGUAAUGGAGGACAUGCGGCCGCGAAUGGGAACGACUCCACCCCUCCUUAUCUAAAGCGUUCGUUCUCAUUCAAAGAGAGACUGUUCGCUGCGUCCGGAGCUUCUGCCGGUAAGUCCAGCCCGACGUCCACCAGAACAGGCCCGCGCCGAAGCCUAGGAUAUGGCAGAUGCGCGCCGAAGCCCUUGAGUCAAAUCAUCGCAGAUCUGGAGCAAAGUAAACAGGAGGAUCAACAGCGAAACGACGAAGACAACGAAGAUGACCUUGAUGCCUUGAGGGAAAUGGAAGCGAACGAAAUCAAUGUUCUUGUCAACGAUAGUCAGAGGGUAGUCGGAAUUCUGACAGUGGAUGCCACAGAAGAGGCGCCAGCGCCCAAAGUUUGGAAGAAAAAGGGCCAGAAAAGGACGACGAGGAGGGUCAUCAUGAGGCCGGUGAAAAUGAAGCCGGCUGCGGCACCAAAGUUUGUCGCUGAUGACGAGGAUGAGGAUGAGGAUGAGGCACGGGGUAUCGACGAGAUCCAAGAGAGCGAAGACGAAUUGGCUCUUGCCCUCGAGGAUGCUGGUGUCGACCUGGAAGCCUCGGAAAAGGAGACUCUCACUGCUGAAAACGAACAAUCAGGUGAUGACGCGCUUCAUGAUCCAGAUGCGUCAGACGAGGCAGAUGAAUACAUACCCAGAACUGAGCGACCCGCCAACAGGAGGAAGGCGACAUCGAAAUCGAAAUCCUCAUUGUCUGCCACGAGACUAGAAUCACAAUCCCCCGCCAGUAACCCCGAUGAGCCGUUGACGGGCACCCGGGCAAAGACGAAUCUCAAGUCGAAAGCCUCGCGGAAACCGACGACUAGCAGCAAGGGCCAAGACGAGAAGACGACAACCACAACGACGACGCGCAAAAUCAACCCGAACGCCUACGCGCACAUGAACUUCCGGAGCUUGAAGAUCAAGAACAAAAACUCGAGGGCGAAGCGAGUAGGAGGUAGAUUCUCCCGAGGUAGAAGGUAAAACAGGGGAAGAUGAAGGAGGGUGCGAGAUCUCGAGACCUCGUUCGCAGCACGGCACACUUCGCCGCGUUGCGCACGUUUGGUCUCAAGAAAUUCCGAGUGGAUUGUGUUACGCCGCGAUGGUCAUGAAGGUUGCAUUGUUAUGUUACUGCUGAUGUUGAUAUGGUUGGCAGAGUAAGUCGCCUGGACUGUUCGUGUUCACUUGACCGUUGUGGUCAGAGGACGCCAUGUCCAAGGGCGACAUAUGAAGAUAGAAUGACAGCUAGUCAGCCACCAUUUCGGCUUCUGAGAUCCUGUUUGAUUGGCAUCUCUCUACCUCGCACUUGGGAGUUCCAAGUCGAGCAAUUCGCUCC